UUUCAGUAACCCAUCAUCGGUCACACUGCAUAAGUCGCUGAGGAAAAUAAAAGAAUUUUUAGCUGGCCAACUGGUCGAAAUUAACGCGGAAAUGCAGAUGCAAACGUACAAACUGGUGGUCGUCGGAGGAGGCGGCGUGGGAAAGUCGGCGAUAACGAUACAGUUCAUCCAGAGCUACUUCGUCACGGAUUAUGAUCCCACCAUUGAAGACUCAUACACGAAGAUGUGCGUCAUCGACGAUGUGCCAGCCAAAUUGGACAUUUUGGACACGGCUGGCCAGGAGGAGUUCAGUGCCAUGCGAGAGCAGUACAUGCGCUCCGGCGAAGGCUUCCUGCUCGUCUUUGCGCUCAACGAUCAUUCCAGCUUCGAUGAGAUCCCCAAGUUCCAGCGCCAGAUCCUGCGAGUCAAGGAUCGCGACGAGUUCCCCAUGCUGAUGGUGGGCAACAAGUGCGACCUGAAGCAGCAGCAGCAGGUGUCCUUGGAGGAGGCGCAGAACACGAGCCGCACCCUGAUGAUGCCCUACAUCGAGUGCAGUGCCAAACUGCGCAUCAACGUCGAUCAGGCCUUCCACGAGCUGGUGAGGAUCGUGCGCAAAUUCCAGAUUGCCGAGCGUCCGUUCAUCGAGCAGUCCUACAAGAAGAAGGGCAAGAGGAAGUGCUGCCUGAUGUAAAACGGGUCACGUCACAGACAAUCUCCUGAAUGCCGCAGCGGAUGCAGGAGUCAACAUUUAACGAGUAUAACACCAAAUUUUUUGAAAAACACGCGUCGACUGAGCUUUGAAUUCCGUUGAGAAGACGAUAAACCAGUAACCCGAAACCAGUAACCGCGCAAACGUGUAAACGAGCCCAAACGAAGUGCAUUUCUUACCUGCCCAGGUGCAUGCCGCAUUCAACGAACGAAUCGAAUAAGCUUCGCCACUUUCAAAUAGCUACGAAGAAACUUACAACUGAAAACUCAAAACUAAAAACAUUAAACUAAAAACGCCACAUGCAAACAGAACACGAAACAUAGUUAGAUAUAUACAACAGAUUCACACGGAUAACAUAUAUAUAUAUAUUUCUACAUAUAUUUUUGUAAUAUUAUUUGUUGAUAAACGACAACAAUUAAGGACGAAUGUUUUCUAUGAUUAUUACCAAUCAUGGCUCGCAGGCCAUUUGUUUUUAUAAUGCAAUAACUAAACCCAGAACGUUUGUUUCGAUUAAGCCAAAACGUAAUAAUGUGUUAUUGUAAUUUGUAUUGUUAUUUACUACUAAUAUAUACGUAUACAUAUAUAAACUGCUUACAAUCCGAUUUUGUUGUAACAAAUAGAGUGCCUCGUUCUCGCGCGUAGAAAGCUAAAACAUCAAUCUCUGUAUUUCACCCACUACAUUUUUGUACUAUAUCGGCAGAUGCCAGGCGCACAACUCACUUAACGAUAUUUUUGUACAUGUCCCCAGCCGAAUUCUAUGGUUUAUUGUUCGCCAAAUGUAUUGCAACAGUUGCUUAAACCGCAAUCUCGUUUAACUCUUAUACACUGCUUAAUUUAACGAAAUUAUUUAAUGGUAUAUAAAUAAAUAUAUAAUUAUAUUUAAUAUUAAACAUAUGCGCAAUUCUAAUAAACACAUGGAGAAUCACAAACGCUUCCACAUA
Messenger RNA from Drosophila rhopaloa, 1629 nucleotides. RefSeq names its product ras-like protein 2 (gene Ras64B). Gene Ontology annotation, biological process: signal transduction. NCBI's taxonomy places the organism in Eukaryota, Metazoa, Arthropoda, Insecta, Diptera, Drosophilidae. Bases 92 to 670 code for a protein of 192 amino acids. Gene Ontology annotation, molecular function: GTPase activity; GTP binding; GDP binding. Gene Ontology annotation, cellular component: plasma membrane. The transcript is spliced from 3 exons. The record is from RefSeq and is a predicted model, not a curated record.